CCUUUGAAAAAAAAGAAAAAGCCUAGGCCAAAGAAGCUUCCAAGUUCUAACACUGAACAUUCUGAACUACGAAGUUUCUAUGUAAUUUUCAUCACAACACGAGUUAAAUAUUCUACACUUUGAUCUUGUAGAAUUUGCGAUCCUAUAUCAUAUCAUAUCAUGGAUUCUUUCGUUUCAGAACAAGCCAGAGAGAACAAGUUCUGGCCUCCAACAACAAAGCCUACAAGACAACCAAAUCCAAUCAUACGCAGGAAAUUGCGUCGAGGGUCAGGGAGAAUUCCGGAGAAACAAAUUAAGUACCCUAGAAAUAAGGAGUUUCUGAGAACAAUUGCGUACUUGAAUGCUGCAGCAGGAUAUUACGAGGCAAGAUCACCAAUGUCUUUAUAUUUUUGGUUUUAGUAGCUUUUGAUUUGAAUAAUUUUGAAGAGGAAAAUGAGUGGAGCACACAAAGCGACGACGAAAAGAAUCUUAAAAUGUCGAUUCAAAAAACUAGCGACAAUUCUGACAACACACCCACCAAAACACGGAAAAAGAAAAGCAGCUACCUUGACAAGGCAAAUUACAAGGAAUGUGGUAUAUCUGCCUGCUCAUCCCACGUGAUAAACAUCAAAGACACAUGCAAAACUUUAGAACGUGGAGGCCAAGGAAUAAUUUUAACAAAAAAUGUUUCUCACAGAAGUGCUUCCACAAGCGAUAGUACAUUCAUACAUUUCUGUUCGAGAGAGAUGAUUUGUCCACAGGAACAUCGUGCUGCAUUAGCAGUUAAGUUGUAUGGAGUUCAAGUAGCACUGUUAUCUGGUUUAGGUAACCCUUUACAGAACCUAUCCCAAUCCAUAAGCCCAGGAAACAGCUCAAAGAUACUAACAGUAAGUCUAGGGAAAGCUUCUACUGGUUUCUUACCAGCAAUGAUAUGGACUGGAAUGUUCAUAGUGAGUUUCGUGUACACAGUGAUGGUGGUUUGGUCUUUGGCUUUUAGGGUCCCUAUUAUCUCAAUGCUGUGCAUUGCUCUUCUGUACUCUUUAUCUGUGAUGGUUGCUGCAGCAUCGGGGUUUGAUGUCAUGUUGUGUGGCACGUUUAGAAUGAGUGGCGUCUUGUUUGCAUCUUUAGGGGUUAGUGGUUUUGUUAUGAUCCUUCUUGUUCUUGUCAUGCUGGUGCUCUUUGCUUCCUGGAGAAGCACAAAACAAAAUGGAGGAGCCAAGUGAUGAGUGCUUGGUGCUUCGGUAUGCAGGGUUAUGGAAGCUUUGGGAUCAGUAGUUGUUAUAGGCUUGUGUAUUUGUCGAGGGCAUUUGUACCUUUUAACUAUAGUAGGUUUUGCAUACCAUGUUUGACUUUUAAUUUUCAUGUACACAGGUACGGUUAAUUUUAAUUAGUGGAAAUAUUUUUGUUCUUUGAAUUAAUAGAGAACAUUGUGAAAUCUUUUAAGGUAACAAA
Messenger RNA from Cajanus cajan (pigeon pea), 1431 nucleotides. RefSeq lists its product as uncharacterized. Lineage: Eukaryota; Viridiplantae; Streptophyta; Magnoliopsida; Fabales; Fabaceae. The record is from RefSeq and is a predicted model, not a curated record.